Molecule: messenger RNA, 654 nt
Organism: Homarus americanus (American lobster)
Lineage: Eukaryota; Metazoa; Arthropoda; Malacostraca; Decapoda; Nephropidae
Product: soluble scavenger receptor cysteine-rich domain-containing protein SSC5D-like
Exons: 1
Coding region: 1-654 (217 amino acids)
Source: RefSeq, a predicted model, not a curated record
AUGUCCUACAACCUCACAGAGAUGUCCUACAACCUCACAGAGAUGUCCUACAACCUCACAGAGAUGUCCUACAACCUCACAGAGAUGUCCUACAACCUCACAGAGAUGUCCUACAACCUCACAGAGAUGUCCUACAACCUCACAGAACCACCCUACAACCUCUCCUCACUCCUCUACCUCUCACAACCAUCUCACAACCUCACAGAACCACCCUACAACCUCUCCUCACCCCCACCUCUCACAACCAUCUCACAACCUCACAGAGAUGUCCUACAACCUCUCCUCACUCCUCUACCUCUCACAACCAUCUCACAACCCCUCACAGACACAACCUACAACCUCUCCUCACCCUCUACCUCUCACAACCAUCUCACAACCUCACAGAACCACCCUACAACCUCUCCUCACUCCUCUACCUCUCUCACAACCAUCUCACAACCUCACAGAACCACCCUACAACCUCUCCUCACCCCUCUACCUCUCAACCAUCCUACAACCUCACAGAGAUGUCCUACAACCCUCCUCACUCCCUCUACCUCUCACAACCAUCUCACAACCUCACAGAGAUGUCCUACAACCUCUCCUCACUCCUCUACCUCUCACAACCAUCUCACAACCUCACAGACACAACCUACAACCUCUCCACACUCCUGA